AGAAUUAAAGACAUUUUUCAAAUUCUUUUUAUCAUAAUUUUUUAUGUAUGAUGGAUCUAAAUGCCAGUUGACGAGUUGUUCUGAGGCUUGUAGAUUGCCAAACGACUUAAAAGUAUACUGGCAGCAGUAUCCAUGGGGACUUGGCGAACCAGUGUGCAAGAUGCGAGCGUUCAUUGCAGAAAUGACAGGAUAUGCGUCUGUACUCACCAUUGUAGCUUUCACCAUAGAGCGUUACAUUGCUAUAUGCCAUCCACUUUUCCUCCAAAAAAUGCCAACACUACAAAGAGCCAUCAAGUUCAUAACUUCUGUCUGGAUAACCUCCUGCCUGUGUGCCCUGCCUUUUGCUUACUACACUAGAAUUAAUUACAUAGAUUACCCAAUAGGUUCUGGCAAUUACUUAAAAGAGUCCGCAUACUGUGGUCUUCCGAUGGAAAUUCAACACAUUACGAGACCCUUACUUCAAGCUGCAACGUUCAUAUUUUUCUUUUUCCCGCUCACUCUAAUUCUCAUUCUCUACAUAAAAAUAUCUUUAAAGCUGAGAAGAAAUAAAUUCGCAAUGAUGGCAAGUGAGAACUCUAAGUCCGGGACUUCUAACAGAGUUGAGAACGAGGUAGAGCUACGAAAGUCAGAGAUCCGGAGAUCAGUCAACAAAAUGCUAAUUGCAGUCGUCAUUGCUUUCUUCAUUUGCUGGGCGCCUUUUCAUGCUCAACGCUUGUUGGCAGUUUACGUCGCACCCGAAGACUGGACAGUGACAUUGAGAAGAGCUAACGAAAUAUUAUAUUAUGCAGCAGGAUGCUUUUACUACAUAAGUUCCACAAUAAAUCCUAUUCUUUACACUUCAAUGUCUUCAAAAUAUCGCGGAGCUUUUAUGUCCACUUUGCGAUGCUUUAUGGGAAGGAAGACGAGCAACGGCAGCAUUACUCUCACAAGUCAACAUACUCAGCAUCGCCAUGACACGUUGCAUUUGGACAAGGAGUUGUCAACGCGGGUUUCCAAGCAGUCUUUCGCCGCUGAUGCUUCAGUUUUUGCACAUUGCCGUCAAGCCAGUCUCAUUCAACCUUCAUCCCUCUCGCAGACGCAAGACAAACUUUCGCCAGUCGAAGAAAGAGAAGUCAAUGGAAAACGCCAAAGUUUAACCGUUGAAACUCAUUCAGACGAAAACGAAGAAGAAAGAGAAAACAAUAAAUACCGUGACACUCCGUAUUCAAAUUGUAUUGGUAAACAGAUUAUGCUUGUGGAAGAAGCUAAGCAGAAUCCUUUUAGAACUUCCGAAGACACAGUGGCACAUAUUUCAAUGAAAGAUAUGAUAGUAAAUGUUGAUGGUAUAAAUCGGCAAUGUUCCCAAGAAAGGAAGGGAUGUACCGCUAAUAAUAAAUCCACAUUGUAUAAUAAAAGUAGCGAAACAUUUGUAUAAUAUCUGCAUAAAAGAAAAACACAUAUAGUACAUGAGUAUAAAUGAGUGUGUCCAGCCUUCUUGUUACGAAAAUAUUGUUAUAAAAAAUGUUUAUCGAGCUUUUCUUCACUCAUUUUAGAAAGAUCCCCUUAAAGCCACAUGUAAACUCGAGCUUGUUUGUACAAUAUAUUUAUUAUGUCUUACUCUGUG
Molecule: messenger RNA, 1603 nt
Organism: Uloborus diversus
Lineage: Eukaryota; Metazoa; Arthropoda; Arachnida; Araneae; Uloboridae
Product: neuropeptides capa receptor-like
Exons: 5
Coding region: 44-1414 (456 amino acids)
Biological process (GO): neuropeptide signaling pathway
Cellular component (GO): plasma membrane
Molecular function (GO): neuropeptide receptor activity
Source: RefSeq, a predicted model, not a curated record